This is a messenger RNA of Physeter macrocephalus (sperm whale), 1432 nucleotides long. It is a transcript of the gene RXRG, whose product is annotated as retinoid X receptor gamma. Gene Ontology annotation, cellular component: nucleus. Gene Ontology annotation, biological process: anatomical structure development; response to retinoic acid; retinoic acid receptor signaling pathway. Lineage: Eukaryota; Metazoa; Chordata; Mammalia; Artiodactyla; Physeteridae. The coding region runs from base 70 to 1092 and encodes 340 amino acids. The record is from RefSeq and is a predicted model, not a curated record. The transcript has 8 exons. Gene Ontology annotation, molecular function: retinoic acid-responsive element binding; zinc ion binding; nuclear steroid receptor activity.
AAUGUGGUCAACAGUGUCAGCAUUUCAGAGGACAUCAAACCCUUACCAGGGCUUCCUGGCAUUGGAAACAUGAACUACCCAUCCACUAGCCCUGGCUCUCUGGUUAAACACAUCUGUGCCAUCUGUGGGGACAGAUCCUCAGGAAAGCACUACGGUGUGUACAGUUGUGAAGGCUGCAAAGGGUUCUUCAAGAGAACCAUAAGGAAAGACCUCAUCUACACGUGUCGGGAUAAUAAAGACUGCCUCAUUGACAAGCGUCAGCGCAACCGCUGCCAGUACUGUCGCUAUCAGAAGUGCCUGGUCAUGGGCAUGAAGAGGGAAGCUGUGCAAGAAGAAAGGCAGAGAAGCCGGGAGAGGGCUGAGAGUGAGGCAGAAUGUGCCAGUAGUGGCCAUGAAGAUAUGCCCGUGGAGAGGAUUCUGGAGGCUGAACUUGCUGUUGAACCAAAGACAGAAUCCUACGGUGACAUGAACAUGGAGAAUUCGACAAAUGACCCUGUCACCAACAUAUGCCAUGCUGCUGACAAGCAGCUCUUUACUCUCGUUGAAUGGGCCAAGCGUAUUCCCCACUUCUCUGACCUCACCUUGGAGGACCAGGUCAUUCUGCUCCGGGCAGGGUGGAAUGAAUUGCUGAUCGCCUCCUUUUCCCACCGCUCGGUUUCUGUGCAGGAUGGCAUCCUUCUGGCCACGGGUUUACACGUCCACCGGAGCAGUGCCCACAGUGCUGGGGUUGGCUCCAUCUUUGACAGAGUUCUGACUGAGCUGGUCUCCAAAAUGAAAGACAUGCAGAUGGAUAAGUCGGAGCUGGGGUGCCUACGAGCCAUCGUGCUAUUUAACCCAGAUGCCAAGGGUCUGUCCAACCCCUCUGAGGUGGAGACUCUGCGAGAGAAGGUUUAUGCCACCCUCGAGGCCUACACCAAGCAGAAGUACCCAGAACAACCAGGCAGGUUUGCCAAGCUGCUGCUGCGUCUCCCAGCCUUGCGCUCCAUCGGCUUGAAAUGCCUGGAGCACCUCUUCUUCUUCAAGCUCAUCGGGGACACACCCAUUGACACCUUCCUAAUGGAGAUGUUGGAGACCCCACUGCAGAUCACCUGAGCCUCACCAGCCACAGCCUCCUACACAGGACUAGUCAGGGCAGGUGUGUGUGGACCACCCCCCUGCACACGUUCCUCCACCUCCCACCCCCAACCCUUCCUGUUCCCCAAACGUGAUGCUUAUAAUAAAGAAACCUUUCUACACAUGCGACUUUUAUAGGUGGAGUUUUGUAUAGAUGUUAACGGUAACCCUUCUUUGCUAUCUAAGGGGAUGGGGAUCUUUCUGGAAGUUCAUGGGAAAACUAACCAAGCCUCUGUACAUAUAAUUAGUUUAAAUUAUUUUUUCACUUGCAUUGGAAAGCCAAUGACCAAAUAAUAAAGUAAUAUAUGUGAUAUUGGCA